AUGCUCUCGGUGAUCGCGAUGCGUCGUCCGGAGGACGAGGAGUUGGGAGGCCGCGGCGACAGCGACGAGUUCGUGGACAUAUCUCAGAUGCAGUUUCUGGUCGAGGCGGGCCCGAGUGGGCUGCACUACGGAGGCCCACCGCCGCCGCACGCGCUGCCCCAGCCGUAUGCGCAACUCCCCGCACACCCUGCUACCACCACCGCGUCCGUCGACGAUCUGUUCGCACUUUGCUUCACAACAACUUCCCAUGGUGAGGAUCUUUAA
Arctia plantaginis is the source of this 264-nucleotide messenger RNA. The record is from the annotation of a GenBank genome assembly. Lineage: Eukaryota; Metazoa; Arthropoda; Insecta; Lepidoptera; Erebidae.